UUUUCAAACUUUUUUUGAUAGUUAAUCCCUUUUUUUUCUUGAUAGUUGAUUCAUGGUUUCCAUUGCAUGUUCUUGCCAUAAUGCUAUCUCAAAGGCACGAUUUAAGGUUUGUGGUUUGUGCAUCCUCACCACAGGUCUAAAUUCUUCUUUCAACCCACUAAGAAAACUAAAUAUAUAGUAUUUUUCUAAUAAUUCAGGGUUUGCAGUGAGUAAGAGGGAUCUCAUUUCUUUGAACUUUUCUUGAUAGUUGAUCACUUUAUCUUCUCAAAUUAAUUAAAUUCUUCAAGUACAUAAAUUCCUGCUAACCCUCCGUACCUCGAAUAUAAUUCCUCUCUAUAUAUAUAUAUAUCUCAUUCUAAUAUUUUUAGGGAAUUCGUCAAACCAUAGAAUCAUAUUUCAGCCUUAUCUCCUAAGUACCGGGUCGUUGUUUCCACCUUGUUUUCUUCAGAAAAGCAUCUUACUAGACUGCGAAACACAAAUAGAGAGCCUCUUGGCAAAUGUUUUUGAGAACUACAAAUCAUUGGAUGAAAAUUCUCCUACAGGACUAGCAGACAUAUUUGGCCCAAUGCAAGAGUCUGCAGCACCAGCUCUCUCGCCUGCUGUGCAAGUGUAUGCCCUCCUCCAUGAUAUUCUGUCUCAGGAUGCACAGAUAAUGCUGAGAAAUUAUCUGCAGACAGCAGCAAAAAAGAGGUGGCGGAAGCAUAUUGUGGAGACUGAUGAGUUUAUAUCCAGCAACUCUGAAGAUGUCCUGAUGGAUUCCAUUACCAUUUCAACAGCUUAUUUAAAGAUGAAGAAUCUUUGUAUAAGCAUAAGCAAGGAAAUAGAGGCUGAUAUAAAGAUCAACAAUGAGCAUGUACUUCCCAGUUCAAUUGACCUGUCAAGCAUUGCAGCUGAUGUGUACAGCACUGAGUUGUGUAAAAGGCUUAGAGCUUUCCUUGCUGCAUGGCCUCCAUCUCGACCACAGCCUCAUGUCAAUGAACUUUUAAUAGAAAUUGCUGAUUUUGAAAGACAUCUUGAAUCUUGGAGAAUCAGUCCAGUGCAAGGAGGUGUAGACUCAAGGUGUUUGUUCCAUAAUUAUAUAAUGGUGUGGGUCCAGGAUAUGGAACUAAAAUUACUUGAUCUCUGCAAAGCAGAAAAGGUUCCUUGGUCUGGAGUAAUGACAAAUCAUUCCACCUCACCAUUUGCAGAGGAAAUGUAUGAGAAAAUCAAAGACUCUUUUGUUGAAUAUGAAGUGGUGAUAAGCCGAUGGCCCCAAUAUUCAUUGAUCUUAGAAACUGCUGUUGCCAAUGUGGAAAGAGCAAUCGUUAAAGCCCUGGAGAAGCAAUACAAUGACAUUCUGACUCCUUUGAAAGAUAGCAUUCCAAAGAGGCUAAACAUGCACGUCCAAAAGCUAACUAGAAGGCAAUCAACAGCUCUCUAUCUGGUUCCAAAUCAAUUGGGGAUUUUUCUGAACACCAUCAAGAGAAUUCUUGAUGUCCUGCAUUGUAGAAUAGAGGACAUCUUGAAGUCUUGGGGCUCCUACCUGCCUCAACUAGGAGAUAAGAAAUCAAUCUUGGGAGAGCAGAUGAAUGCCAUAACAGUUAUGCUCAGAACAAAAUACAAGAACUAUAUGCAGGCAAUGGUAGAGAAACUCGUCAGCAAUAUGCAAGCAAACAGGAGCACACGGCUGAAGAGGAUACUCGAGGAGAUAAAUGAAGAAGAUGGAGAGUCGGAGGUCCGUGAAAGAAUGCAGAUGCUGAGUUCGCAACUUAUUGAUUCUAUAUCUAAUCUGCAUGAAGUCUUUACAAGUCGGAUUUUCAUUGCCACCUGCCGUGGAUUCUGGGAUAGAAUGGGACAGGUUGUUCUGAAAUUUCUGGAAGGCAGGAAGGAGAACAGAAUAUGGUAUAAUGGAUCUUAUUAUGCUCUUGGGAUAUUGGAUGACACAUUUGCUUCCCAAAUGCAAAGACUGCAAGGAAACUCACUACAAGAAAAAGAUCUUGAGCCUCCUCGUUCAGUAGUUGAAGCUCGAUCCAUUCUUUGUAGAGACACAGCAAAUAUAUCAGAUACAUCACCAUACUUCUAUGUUUAAUAUUGAAAUAUCCAAUGAGGUGAUCUUGGAGGCUACCUAUUUGUAAAUCACUGAUAUGAUCAUAAUUCUUCUUUUGGUUUGCAUAUGUUACCUGUAUGAUAACAAACAUCUGUGGCAAGAAAAUUCAUUGUAUUCUUUUGUAAAUCUUCUUUAAAAUAAUGCAUAUAUAAAA
Messenger RNA from Carica papaya (papaya), 2240 nucleotides. The record is from RefSeq and is a predicted model, not a curated record. Lineage: Eukaryota; Viridiplantae; Streptophyta; Magnoliopsida; Brassicales; Caricaceae.